AUUAAAAUAUAAAAACAAAAAUAUAAAAGUACACAGCUCAAUGGCCAGACGAAAUAAGCGCACCUCCUACGAGCAGUACCAGAUUUACCUGAACAUGAUGGAGUCCAAUCCUGUUUUGACAAACGGCAGAGCGACGCGCUACGACGACAUCAUGAAAUGGAAAGAAUUGAGCGAUCAGCUAAACAAAUCCAAAACCGGGCCUUGUCUCGAACCCGAGGAAUGGCGAAAGCGCCUGAACGAUUGGAAGAACACGACACGGUGUAAAUAUAGACGCAUCAUGUUGUCCCCGGGAGCUAAGUUAUCCCUCUCGCCACUGGAGACCAGAGCCCUGAGCAUCUUUGGAGAGGUUUCGGACGUCGGUGCAUUGGUCUUCGACGAUAGCGCCGAAUAUUUAGAGGAGCACAUCGGUCAGGAGGAACCAGUGGAUAACUAUGCGGACUACCGCGAAGAUCCGCCGCCGCCAAAAUCUAUCCGAAUUAGCCCGCGCAAAGCUAAGCAGGUGACAGCGCAGUUUCCAGAGGAGUACACCGAACGUCCAGCCACCAAGAUCAUCAAUGGACAACUUCCCGUAAAGCGGGUUCGCGUGCAGGUCCCCGAACAGCUUUAUGAGGUCAAGAGUUCACUGCAGCAAGACACAAGCGCCCAGGAGAUUAAGAAUCAGCUGGAACGAAUCGCGGACAUCCACAACGCCAGCCUUCAGUUCCAGGUUGCCUGUUUCAAGUACAGUAAUCCCGGAUUUGAGUACAGUCCGCCGGAGCUAUAGCGCCAUGGAACAAGCGAAUUACAAGGAAUUACAUAUCGGUAUUGUUUUUAACAUAUUAUAGAAUCAUAUAGAUCCUGUUAAGUUAAGUUU
Drosophila persimilis is the source of this 853-nucleotide messenger RNA. RefSeq lists its product as uncharacterized. The transcript has 3 exons. Bases 41 to 763 code for a protein of 240 amino acids. NCBI's taxonomy places the organism in Eukaryota, Metazoa, Arthropoda, Insecta, Diptera, Drosophilidae. The record is from RefSeq and is a predicted model, not a curated record.